AUGUCGCCCGAGGUGAAGAACCUUAAUCCUCCAAAGUAUGAUCCCAUCUCUCUUGACGAGCUCAGCAGAUCCGAUGAUCCCAGCCGCCCGACCCUCGUCGCGAUCAAAGGAAUCGUCUUUGAUGUCUCUGGAAACCCCGCCUAUAAACCUGGUGGAAACUACAAUGUCUUUGCCGGAAAAGAUGCCUCGCGCGCUCUAGCACGCUCGUCCCUGAAGCCGGAAGAUUGCCGACCGGAAUGGCAGGAUUUGGAGGAUAAGGAAAAGGGCGUUCUUGAAGAAUGGUUUUCAUUUUUCAGUAAGAGAUAUAAUAUUGUUGGAAAGGUGGAAGGGGCAUCAAAUAUUUAA
Molecule: messenger RNA, 345 nt
Organism: Coccidioides posadasii C735 delta SOWgp
Lineage: Eukaryota; Fungi; Ascomycota; Eurotiomycetes; Onygenales; Onygenaceae
Source: RefSeq, a predicted model, not a curated record